Lathyrus oleraceus (garden pea) is the source of this 1134-nucleotide messenger RNA. RefSeq lists its product as uncharacterized. The record is from RefSeq and is a predicted model, not a curated record. Gene Ontology annotation, molecular function: zinc ion binding; nucleic acid binding. The coding region runs from base 1 to 1134 and encodes 377 amino acids. NCBI's taxonomy places the organism in Eukaryota, Viridiplantae, Streptophyta, Magnoliopsida, Fabales, Fabaceae. The transcript has a single exon.
AUGGCUGUGGCACAGGAUGGGAACGGAAACAUAUUUCCGAUAGCGUUCGCAUUGGUUGAAAGUGAAACAAAGGAAGCCUGGAGUUUCUUUCUUAAGAAUUUGAGAAUGCAUGUUACCCCCCAAGCAAACCUAUGCCUAAUAUCAGACAGGCAUGAAUCAAUAAAGAGUGCAUACAACAACCCGGAAAAUGGAUGGCAGUUUCCUCCUUCAUCACACGUCUAUUGCAUCAGACAUAUCGCGCAAAACUUCAUGCGGGAGAUUAAAGACAAGGAUCUGCGGAAAAUGGUUGUUAACAUGGGUUAUGCAUUAACAGAGGCAACGUUUAACUACUACCGGGGGGAAAUCCGAAGAACAAACAACAACGCUUUAUCAUGGAUAGACAACAUCCCUCGCGAGAAGUGGGCAAGGGCAUUUGACGGAGGGCAACGCUGGGGUCACAUGACAACUAACCUAGCAGAAGCAAUGAACGCCGUGUUGAAAGAAACCCGGAACCUUCCAAUCAUUGCGUUGGUCAAAUCUACGUACUAUCGUUUAGGAUCACUAUUUGGUAGAAGAGGCCAUCAGUGGACAAAAAUGUUAGCCUCUGGGCAGGUUUUCACUGAUAACUGCAACAAGGGGAUGGCUGAGGAAGUCAUCAAAGCUAACACGCAUAACGUCAUGCAGUUCGACCGAGAGAGAUUUUAUUUCAUGGUCCAAGAGAAGAUUAAUCAUAACGACGGUCGACCAACCGGAACGUUCAGCGUUGAUCUAAGGAAACAACACUGUGACUGUGGGAAAUUUCAGGCAUUUCACUUACCUUGCUCUCAUGUAAUCGCAGCAUGUUCGAGCAUACGCCAGGACUAUUCCAUUCACAUUCCAGACGUCUUCAAAAUUCGUAACGUCUUCAAGGUCUAUCAGGAGAGUUUCCUAGGACUUCCCCAUGAGGAGAAUUGGCCACAAUAUGAAGGAUAUACUCUUUGCCACGACGACUCUAUGAGAAGGAGGAAGAAAGGGCGCCCAAACAGCACCAGGAUUAGAACCGAGAUGGACGACGUUGAGAAGGAGAAGAGAAGGUGUGGAAUUUGUCGCGAAAUAGGACACAUGCGUAGGAAAUGUCCUAAUGUUGCAGGAUCAUCCCAACGACCUUCCAGAUGA